Messenger RNA from Numida meleagris (helmeted guineafowl), 6681 nucleotides. RefSeq names its product Rho GTPase activating protein 8 (gene ARHGAP8). The transcript has 15 exons. Bases 667 to 1998 code for a protein of 443 amino acids. Lineage: Eukaryota; Metazoa; Chordata; Aves; Galliformes; Numididae. Gene Ontology annotation, molecular function: GTPase activator activity. Gene Ontology annotation, biological process: negative regulation of endocytic recycling; small GTPase-mediated signal transduction. The record is from RefSeq and is a predicted model, not a curated record. Gene Ontology annotation, cellular component: cytoplasm.
GUAUUUGGUUUUAUUCUCCUACUCCCCUCUGGACUAACUCAGUUAACUCCCACGCUGUGUGAGCAUGGAGUUGGGAUGGUGGGGGACCCUGGGGCGUGGCAGCACCCUCAGCCUCACGCCUCCUGCCAACUCCUGGAGCAGGAAGGGAAAGCGAAAGUCCAGGGCGGGCCUGGGACUUUGCUGUGCAUCUACCCCACGGCCAGACUGGCUCUAAGCCGCCCCGGGGCAGUCUCUCUUCUCCGCACUCCUCCGCGGAGCCCGCUGCCGGCCUCCCCCUCCUCGCGGGCCUGAGGUGAGGGCGACCGCCCCGAGCUUCGCUUCUUCCAGGGGGCUGAAAGCGCCGUGCCCCGGUCCGGCCUCGCUCCGCCUCCGGCCGCCCGCAGGUGAGGCCGGCCCCGGGGCGGUGCUGCUGCUGCUGCCGCUGCCGCUGCCGCUCCCCUCCCGCUCGCCUCGUUCCGUCCCGGCUGGGAGAAGCACCUGUGGUGCCCGCCGGCCCCACCGCUGCCAGGCCUCGUCUCUGAGUACAGCAAGAAGAAAAGGCAAUCAUCAGCAAAGAGAGGUGGUUAUUCAGUGCCGCUGGAUAACGUUGAAGCUUGACCCGAGAACGGUUUCAUUCCACAAAAAUCAGCCAGCAAGAUCUGCACAGACUUCUUUGUAAGAGGAACCAUGUCUGAGAUUGACUAUGAGAAGUUAGCCGAAAUAGAACUGCAGAAAGAUGAAGCAGAAGAUACACAGGCAGGACAAGAUAAAACAUUUAUGCCUCCACCACUUGAGGAUCCUGAGCUAAAUAUCAAUCAUCCCUACUAUGAUGUUGCGAGACAUGGCAUCAUCCAGUUAGCAGGUGAUGACAAUUCUGGAAGGAAAGUGAUUACCUUCAGUUGCUGCCGUAUGCCUCCCUCCCACCAGCUCAAUCACACCAGAUUGCUGGAGUACUUGAAGUAUACUCUGGACCAGUAUGUAGAGAAUGAUUAUACAGUUGUCUACUUUCACUAUGGCCUGAAGAGUCUGAAUAAACCAUCUCUGAAAUGGUUACAAACUGCCUACAAAGAAUUUGACAGGAAGUAUAAGAAAAACCUUAAAGCACUCUAUGUUGUACAUCCAACCAACUUCAUAAAAAUUCUGUGGAAUAUUUUUAAACCUCUUAUAAGCCAUAAGUUUGGGAAAAAAGUCACCUACUUGAACUAUUUAAGCGAUCUGAAAGAACAUCUCAAAUAUGACCAGCUUAAUAUUCCUCCAGAAGUCAUCCGACAUGAUGAAAAUCUUCGGGGGAAACACAAGGGAAAACUGCCACCUGUGGUUAAGGUUCCUCCGCCAAGACCACCUCUACCUACCCAGCAAUUUGGAGUCAGCCUGCAAUAUAUCAAGGACAAAAAUAACGGUGAACUAAUUCCACCAGUAAUGAAGGAAACUGUGUCCUACCUAAAAAGAAAAGAAUACCUGAAGCAACCGAAGGCCAAGGACUGGAGUGGAGCCAGUUCUGCUCUUAAAGGACUACAAGUAGAGGGCCUCUUCAGAAGGUCAGCCAGCAUCCAGACUAUCAAAGAUGUUCAGAAGCUCUACAAUCAGGGCAAGCCUGUAAAUUUUGAUGACUACCAUGAUAUCCAUAUUCCUGCUGUUAUCCUAAAGACUUUCCUUAGAGAACUUCCUCAGCCACUGCUAACCUUUGAGUGUUAUGAUCCUAUUGUUGGAAUUACCAGUGUGGAGAGCUGUUUACGAGUAACCAGAUGUAAACAAAUCAUUCAAGGACUUCCUGAACAUAAUUACAUUGUUCUGAAAUAUCUGAUAUGCUUUCUCCAUAUGGUUUCACAGGAGAGCAUAUAUAACAGAAUGACAGCAUCCAGCCUGGCCUGUGUCUUUGGCUUGAAUUUGAUCUGGCCAUCUAAAGGAACAGCCUCUCUGAGUGCUCUGGUGCCUCUGAAUCUCUUCACUGAACUACUAAUAGAUUUCUACAUGAAUAUAUUCAACUCCCGAACAGUGCCUGGUGAGAUCUUACCUUAAUGCUUCCAGAAAGGGAAAUGAAGACUGCCUGCCUGAAGGAGAGGUCUGAGCAUCUCAACUGCCAAAGCAGUUCUUGCAAAAGACUUUUUCAAUUCUAUACCUUUCCAAGUACCAAAGAUGUUGAGAGGAGCACUCUGUUGCAUAUAUUCUCCUCUCAUAAGAGAACAUGCACAGGUUAAAUACGAUAGGUUGAAGUGAAACCCAUUGUUAAACUUCAGCCAUUCUGAUAAAUUAAAAAAAGUCAUGACAGUAGGUGACACUGUUAUUUGUUUAAGGAUCUGAACACCUCACUGCAGGACACUAUGUUCUGGGACCAUGCAGAACUAAGUUCUGGACCACUCCUGACUGUACAGUUUUUUAUUAUUAAUAUUUUUAUUUGAAUACAAGUUUGUUAGAGAUUUCUGUAGUAAGUUAAUAAAGAUGGAAUUGAUUUUUAUGAUACCAAAAUUUCUAGAACUACAUUUUCCUAUAAGUGUCUUGUUUUAUGCAGAAGAGUGCUCCUGAUGUUUGGGCUGCAUGCUUUUGCAGUUUAAGUUAAUAGAAAUUUGUUCUUCAGAUUGAUUUCUCUACAAAGCAAUAAUAACAGCAACUUGGGUAACAUACUUAAUGUCAUUUUAAUGCCUUUGAAGCCUGUUCUUAGUCUCAGUGUGAAUAAUUAGCUAACAAAAAGGCAGUGUAUUCCUUUCUAACUGUACCAUUAAUAUUGCUUGUAUUUGAUGAACUCUAAAGCAUUACUCUUUCAUUGUUUAACACUGAUUAGUAGUGGGUUGGUGUAAUUAAGUUAUCAUAAUAUUUGCCCACAAAGCAAAAGCAAAUUAACUAAUGGUAUGAAAAAGGUAAGCAGUAUUUUCCCUAAUGUUCAGGUCUUCCUGCUUCUGUACAGAACUGAACUGCAGAAACAGGGGUACUUCAAUAAAACUACUCAUCUCUGGAGAACAAUUCAGCCAUCCCCUCAUCUGCAAGAACGAUGCCCUUUUUAUCCUGAAGGUUCUAGUUGCUAGUUGAAGGUUUGUACUUCUGGCCAUCAUCUCAGCAAUUAUGAAUUGCCUCCCUGCCUAACAGAUGCAACAAAACCUUAUUGCGCUGGGUGAAGAUUAUUUGUUCUUGUCAGAAAUCUGGGGAAAUAACCAAGUAUUCAGAAGGCUGUGGCAUGCUGGAUAUGCCAGGCCUUCUUUUGCCCAGUAGGUGUCAUCUAUAGCAUUAGACAAUUAUUAAAAUUUGAAAAAUACAGAAGCUUUAGAGCAAGACAUAUUAGGACCAAAUUUCACAUCAUAGUUGUGUAUUUUCCCUGUGUCCUCAAGUGUUCUUAAAGGCAGGUUUUUGGGUUUUGAAUAUCUGUGAGUAAUGACCACACAUGACUCUAUUUAAAUCUAAAAUGCUGGGUAAUACAAGAAUAAUUAACGUGUUCAUGUUUGUUGCAUUUCAGCCAAAGGAUAUUGCAAAGGACACAACUGUCUUGAGUUUUGUAUUGCAACUAAUCUCGGUUUUAUAUCUGAGUUAUCAGUGACAGCAUCAUAGCUUGUAUUCUGGAAACAGACACAGUUCUACUUGGUGCUGCACAGUGACUUGGCAACACAGCUCUGUGAAUAAGCAGUAUGUUCUUACUGAGGAGGAAUUUGGCUUUGAGCCAGUGACUGAGUCUGAGAAUCAACAAAACCUGAGCAUUUUGCCACUCUCUGACCUUGGUAAAAAUAUAUACAUGUAACACAUAGUUUUGCUGUCUGUAGAAGGAGGUAAAACUUGGCAUUAGAAAACUGCUUUGGGAUGAAUGGUAAGCCACCAUUUCCCGGCAAUUUGUGGUUCCUCUCAUUUACCAAAUGAAUAGCAAAAUGGUGAUUUCUCCUCUUCGAGUUGCUUCUUUCUUUAAAGAACGGAUAACAUCUGUUAUCCCUUGGUGUAGAUAAUUUGAUGCUGCUCAAGAGGCCGUGGUUCUGGUUGCCUCUAGCACUAGUGAAGCAAAGUAGAGCCAGGGGACUGGGUGCUCUCGCUCCCCAUCACCCUCUUGCCUCCCUGUUAGGCAGUGGUGAGAAGCAGCAAGUGUGGCAGUGCUUCCACUAUAACCUUUUCCUGCCAACUUGUCCAUCAUAGAGGAGGAACUUUCCCAAAUUAAGUACCAAACCCUCCUGAUGGGGCCCCAACUCUGUCCCUCCAACUCCAAAGGAAAUGGCAAUAUCCUUCAUCUGCCGCAGAAGCCUCUAGUCUUCAUCCUGAGAGCCAGAUAUAACUACAACAUUAAAUCAGCUCUCAUGAAUUAUUCAGCAGGGUUUGGACUGAAAUUCAUGUUAGAGAAAUAUAUGUUUCAAAUUUCCUGACUCUAAGAGGAGUCCUGGAGGUGUCCCCUGCAGUUACUUUGAUAAUAGUUUCUCUUUACAAAUGAUAAUUGCACGAUUCAAGGUUUUGUACAGUGUGGCCUUGUGAACUCUUCUCUCAUAUCAAAGAACAAUUUUCAGAUCAUUUCCAUAGCAAAAAGGAAGUGAUUAUGGAGAUAAUCUGUUGGAAACACACAUGCUGGAUUUCAGCUUAAAACAAUAAAAUGCAGUCAUGGAAUGAGAAAUCAAGUGUUACCUAGCUGACAAUAUACAGAGAAUAAAUUGCCGAAGCAUUUUAGGUUACUGAGCUGUUAGGAGCUGAAAAUUGGUCCCAAGAUUAGUCUGAUUAUCACGAUGCCUCUAGCAACGAGCACUGAAGGGGGAAGGGAGUACUUUUCUAUCCUGGAUCUAUAAAGGAGAGUGGGAAGCUUGAACAAUAUCUCAUUAACCAAGGGUAUCCUUACGGUUCUUACAAAAAACUUCUGUACAUGAAUCUCUCUUAUGUGUGUGCAAACAACUGCAAGUGCAUGCUGCACUCUGUGACCAUCAGAGUCUCUCAGAAACUUGCAAACUUAAACAUAUUCAUCCAGUCAUGAUGCUAUUGAUAGUAGACAAGCCCUAUAUUUUGCUGAUGUCAAAUGUGUGCUUAAUUAAGGGAUCCAGUUGAACUCACAAUGAGAUUGAAGGUGUAAUAAUUUCCUUUUAUUGCCUGAAUAAUUUGUCUUCAUGACCCUGGCAGAUGUGCCACUUUUCAAAUGGCAACAGGGGUGCUGGAGGGAGGAAUCAGAGCUGCCACCUGCACCUGUGAUUUCUUAAAUCAGAAGCUCGUGUUGAGUGGAAGAUCUACCAGAAGCUAACAUUCCUGUCCUUACUCUUAUUCAUUUCCAAAUAUUUUUACCCACAAAACAGAAGUUAGAAGCCAAUGCAUACAGCUCUAAGUAGGCACAUCUCCAUUGGAGGUGUGACUGUGAGAUGUGUAAGAGUCACAUGAGUCCAGUUACAGGUGUGGGUGGCAUACAAAAUUUGGUGUUUUGCCUUUCCCACUGGAGUAAUACUCAUUGUCAGCGUCGGAGGGGUUUGAUUUCUGUCUUUAUCUGUGCACACACAGGAAAACUGCUUCAGUGUAUUGCACCUAAUUUACCAAACAAUUCUAAUGUCUUUUGGUAUAAUCUAAGAACAGCAGGGGACCAAAAGGUGUGGGGUGCCACAAAUGUUUCCUUCUUGCUUGCAAACUGGAAAGCCUGUGAAAGCCCUCCAUUAACUGAGGAGAUUGCUUUGGUCUUUGGUGUCUUCAAUAGUGAAUUGUCCUGGAGACAAGGAACUAAACUUCCAAAUACAACCAGAGGAAAAAAAAACCUUUUCCACAGUGGUCCUGUUGGCAUUACCUAGAAUUGUCACAUUGUGGAAAGAGCUGUGGUUUGCCUCUCAGAGGUGGAGAUGCACAAACCUGCGAUGGAAAUGGAAUGUAAGUUCUCCUACCUGCUACUCCUAACUGGGGUCUCUUGUCUUGAGUAUUGUAAAAGCCACGGUACUUGCACACAGAAAGACAGUAGCCCUGCUACCUACCCCCGGCUAUACCUCUCCAGAACAGCUGGCAGAAGUUCUGCCACAAAAAUAAUUAACUAAUUGGAAAAAAUAUUUCUGCUGGAAAGUGCCAACUCAACAAAGAUGAAAGUAACUUGACAGAAGCAAAAAUUUUCUUCCAAGGCUUAUUUUUCAUGCAUUGCUGCUUUCCAUCACCAUCUCCUUUGGGAUGGCAACACUUGGCUGUGCACGGUGUUGCAAUCACUGUUCAGAAGCAAGGAGAGAUCCCUCUGGAGCUAGGAGAGAUGGCACACACAGUUGAGUGAGCAUUAAAGCUGAGUGCUUUUGUGGCCCCAAUUUCUCCACGGUGUAAUAAUCUUAUGGAAGCUUCCUUAAUGACUGUUGGUCUGCCUGCUGUCCCCAGAGCAUGAGUCAAAGGGUGAGGAUUUGUGCGUAUGGUUUGGAGCAUCUAGGCCUGUUACCUGACCUGAAUGCUUAGGUGGCAAAACUGCUUCCUCUGCCAAAGGGAAUUGUACUCCUCAGAAACAGAGCCGCAUGUGCCAGCCAGUUCGUUUUCUUCUGCUUCACACCUCAGACUGAACCAUUAUAAGCUACUGUUAGCCCAGACACUCAUGUCAACCUUCUCAAGCCUAACUGGAAAUCGGGAUUUCUGGCUUUUGGGUUUUUCUUUCUAUUACAUGGAUUGGGUUCUCCAAUGAAAUGUACUUUCAGAUGAUUUUUUCACUUCCCCAUGUAAUUACCCAAAAAAGCACUUUACAGCCUCUUACUCUUCUGCCAUGAAAAUUAUCCACUUAAUUAAUGAGACAAUAAAAAGUAAUUGUGAAGUACA